AGUCAAGUCAACUACCUCUCCUGCGACAUCAGGAGGGUCAAGUCAGCUACUUCUUCUACUUCUUCUAAGUCUAACUCACAUCAACUAUCCAAGUCAGUCUCGAUCAAGCAUCUCAUCAAGCAGUCAACAAGUCGAAUACAGAAAAGAAUGGUUAUUUUAAAACGCGAAGUUAACGAAGAAAUAAAGAUGGAUAAAAUUAGUGCAUCAGAAAAGAAACGAGUAGAAUCAUUAAAACAUAAGAAGCAAAUUUUCAGAGCUAAAGAAUUGGCAGUGCAGAAUGCACUGAAGAAUUUGGAUAAUAAUUCAAAUAAAAAUAAAAUAAUAUUUGAUGAUAAUGAUUAUAUCAAUAAAAUAGAAGAAAUCAAUAAAAUCGAAGAAAAAGGAAAGAAAAGAAGACUUGAUUUGUUUGAUGAUGAUGACUAUGAUAGAAAUGAUGAUGAGUCGGUUUGGGAUGAUAGUAAAUUUGAAAUUAACAAACAUUUCACAGGGGAGUUUCUUAGAAGUAAUAUUAUUUUGGGAAAUGAUGAACGGUUUAAACUUGACAAACGUUUCAUAGAGAAUGAUAAAGAAUCGGAUAAAGAUAUUACUGAAGACACAAAAGGUGAUGAUAAAAUUGAUUUACAAAAGGAAAAGGAAUUACAAUUAGAUAUUUUAGAAAAUAUUCUAGGAGUGCCAAUUAGUUCAAAGAAUAAAGAUACAAAUAAGGAUGUGAAAUUUCCAAAGAAAGGAAUGAUUAGAUAUGAUCCUACAGAAAAUGGUCAUAAAGAAUAUGAAAUUAAUAUAGAAAAAUCUGAAACAGAAACCAAAAAAGUUAAGAAGAAGAAAAAUAAGAAUAAUACAGAUGACCUGAUUGAAAAUGCACCUGUGGAAGUGUCGAAAGAUAUAUACUUUUCUGUGUCAGACUCACUAUCAAAAAGCUUGAAAGAAGGAGGGCCAUUCAGUUUAUUAAAAACAUUUGGGAAAGAAACAACUGAUGAAAAAAAUGAUAGUAGUAAUAUUUUAAAUACGGAACCAUUGAAGCCUCCAAAGAUUCAAUUAGGUUUUGACUCAAAGAAUCCAUUUAAAUACGAUUCUUCUGAUGAAGAACAUAACAGUAAGGAAGAAUAUACAAAUAAAAAAGAACAUACAAAUAAUGUGAUAGUAGACACAAAUAAGUUUUUCUUUGAUAGUAAUGAUGUUCGUUUUAGUGAGGCAGAAAAUUUUUUUUCGAAAGAACACGUGUCAGAAGAUACGUUUAAAGAGCUUAGACAAGAAGUAAAACAAAUUGUUCGUUCGAAAAUUCGAAAAAAUAUGAAAAAGAAGCAACCUUGGGGAUACAAAAAAAAAGUUAAAAAAUCAUCUUAAAAUCUCUUUUAUUAAUCUUUUAAACAUAUAAACGAAAAUGUUAAGUUUAUACAGUUGUUUUCAAAUAAAAAAGAUGCAACUUGUCAAAAAAAUGUAUCAUAUAAAACAUCGUAUGAAAUAUAUCUCCUAUACCAUAUAAAAUAUAAAAUAUUACACCUUUUUAA
Bombus huntii is the source of this 1508-nucleotide messenger RNA. Its product is annotated as nucleolar protein 8. Gene Ontology annotation, molecular function: RNA binding. Bases 148 to 1344 code for a protein of 398 amino acids. The transcript is spliced from 7 exons. NCBI's taxonomy places the organism in Eukaryota, Metazoa, Arthropoda, Insecta, Hymenoptera, Apidae. The record is from RefSeq and is a predicted model, not a curated record.